Molecule: messenger RNA, 1146 nt
Organism: Heterostelium album PN500
Lineage: Eukaryota; Evosea; Eumycetozoa; Acytosteliales; Acytosteliaceae
Exons: 2
Coding region: 1-1146 (381 amino acids)
Source: RefSeq, a predicted model, not a curated record
AUGAAUUCUCAAAGAAUGUUAAUGUCUUUGGGCAGAUUUGUAAUCAAUAGAUCAACAGCAUCAUUACAACCACAACACAAUGGAAUAAUAAGUAAUAAUGGUAUUAAAUCGAUGAUGAUGAUGAAUCGUUCAUUGAAUCAACAACAUGUUCACUCUGCACUCUGUUGUUGUAACAAUAGCAGUGCUGGUAGUAUCAUUGGUAAGCGUUACUUUGCUGGAGCGUCACCAAUGGAAGCGAUGCAACAAGAAGACGAAGAGGAUGCACACCUGUCCAGAAUGAUGGAGGACGACCAAGACGAUGACCAAGACAACGAUAUGGAGAUGAUGGACGAAGACGACGAAGUUGAAGGAGAGGAAUCCAGCGGAAUGAACAAAGAAUACUCACAGACAGAAUUGCACGACAUGAUCAGAGAGACUCAGAUUUCCAUCUAUCGUGAACUACUCGACUGUCCAAAACCAUUGGACUCUGAAGUUAAAAAGACAAUCUAUCUGCGUUGGAAAGAAGAUCCACAAUAUUAUAACACAAAGAAACUUUCACAGAUGUUCCAAUUACAUAGAUCAAGAAUUGCCGCAAUUAUUAGAUUCCAACAAAUAUAUGAAAAAGAAGUGGCGGAAGGAAAUGAGGUAUUCGACGAUUUGGAACAAGAUAUUGCAGAGCUUUUGGGUACACGUACAAAAGAUACCUAUUUGGGUGUCGACGAAGAUAUAUCCGAUGACUUUUACUUUAUUGGCGGUAAGGAGAAUGAGUUCACCGCUAAGCGUAACGAGCACAAGAAGCGACCGGAUCCACUCCACGAGAUUCCAGUGCAAGUACCGGAAUCAUUCCCCGAGAAACCAAUCUACUUCCGUCAACCAUCGUCGACUCAAUCAAAGCCAAAGAGAAAGAACCUCAUUUUCAUUGAUACCAGUCGUGAUCCAUUCACCAACCGUCCAAACCCAGAUCCAAUGAUGUUGAUCAGCGGUAUCGACGGUUCAUUGCGUACACCAUCGACAAGCGAGCGUAAGGUCAUCACAGAGUACAUCACCAAUCCAAAGAUCAGAAGAGAUCCAGAGGCAUUGUUACGUCGUCCACUUAAAUAUAAACCUGCCUAUCAUAACGAUAAGAAGUCUAAAGCAACCGAAGAAAAGGAAGAAGAAGAUGAUUAA